UCGUCGACCGGCUCAGUAAACGGAUGUACGACGCGCGUCGCGGUACCUCUCCGUCAUUAUCAACAGCCAGGCGUCGUUAUCUACCUCGCGCCACGACGCCGUCGAAGCGAAAACCUCACACCUUGAAAUGUCAAAUCGCCAACCCCGGGGUGAUCGGGCCCUUAGCACCACCGGCGCACCCGAAAACGACGCCGGCGAAUGCUAGAUCAGCAACGACGGCUGGACGAUGCCAGUGAGCACAGGGUUGACAGGGGAACCACGCGCCAAGCGCUGCAAGCUCUGCGACGAGUCCAAUCAUCGAACUGACACCAGCUGCGGCUAUUGGCAGCUACAAUUAGACAGAGAUCUCGUUGACACCAUUUCCGCCAUCUACCCGGAGUGGUUCAAACACAACAUGGCUGAAGGAGGAGGAUCCUCCCAGCCUACGAGGGAGUCCUCCCCUAAGGCUGUCAUCGAUACGUCUCCCCUGCUCAUCAACCAGAACAAAGAAUCCCUCAAGGUGAAGCUGAUGCUUCGACGACCUCUGGAUCAGCUGGUGGACCAGGGAAUCAUGCCCCCUCACAAAACGCCCGCCGCCUACCACGGCCAGAGACGGCAGUUGGAGCGCGCGAAAACGGGUGACAUGCUCAAGGCCAAGAUCCAGCAGAGACCGUCCAGGCAGGAGCUGGAACGCAGGCACAUCCUGGAAUCCGAUCCCGGUCACCACCUCGACCCGAGUCUGGUCGAGCGACAGAGGAUGCUCAAGAAGGCCAAGCUCACCGACCAGCUCAAUGACCAGCUGUCCCACCGUCCGGGUCCCUUGGAGCUCAUCCGCAAGAACAUCCUCCACACCGAGGAACCCAUCGAGCAGGCGGUCAAGACCGGCAAGAUCCCCUACAAGGCGACUAGCGAGGGUCAGCUGAAGCGACCGCAACACCCUUCGAGCUACGUGACGCCGGAGGAUGACUCCCAGAGCUCGGCGGAGCUGAGUCCGGGACCUGGUGACAUGCUGGAGACGGCGGCCAAGUCCGCCGGAAUAGUGGUGUCCUUGAUGCCCGAUGGAGGUGUCGUGUUGCCCGCUUCCGCCGGUCAGAUGCUCGGUAAAGACAGUACGGACAUAGUGUUCGCGGAUUUGUGCAGGUCGGUUACGGCGCCGCUGCUGUCGCGGGCGUCGGUUUCCAGUCCUUCCUCCAUGACGUCGACGACGUCCACUUUAAGCCCCCUCUCUUCGGUAGCUAGUCCGGUGCCCGCCAUUGUAUCACAGCCGGGCACCCCCAUACCUCCCCCUUUACCUCCUAUGGUCUUGACGCCUAGGCCUUCACCCUCUCCGGCAAAAUGCGACGUCCCAGGCAAGGACAAGAACCGCAAGAAAUCCAAGUCCAAGUCGUUACCCAAGGCCAGGACCAUCAAGUUCCAUGAGUACAAAGGACCGCCCAGCGCGCAGAAGAACUCCUCCAACAGCGGCAACGCGGGAGAGUCGUCUUACGACCUCCUGUUGCAACAGCAGACGCUGCUGCUCCAGUUCCAGCUGCAGCUUCAACAUAAGUACCCACAGAUCAUACUGCCAGCUUCUCAGGAUAACCAAGGUGGCGAGAACAACAACGUAGCGUCUAUGAACAACCCUCAACCUUCUCCAGCGGCCUCCACGUCGUCGGAGUCAUCGUCGGUAGCGAUAAAGACGUCCGGACGUCUUGAAGACAUGAAGGUUAGCGAUUUGAAGGCGGAACUGAAGCGUAGAAACUUGCCGGUGUCGGGUUCUAAGCCGCAACUCAUUGAGAGACUCAAACUGUUCGGUAACAACCAGUUGGACGGUAAUAAUCAGACGUCGUACGCAGAUUCGAUACACAGUAACUCGAGCAUCGAUCACAUGCAGAACUCGCCGCUCUACCAAGACGUCGAUUCGCCGGGUUCUCCACCUAAGAACGACUCGGAACCUAUGGACGUCGGCAAUCCUCUAAGUCCAAAACAGGAGCCUCACUCGCCUAAAAGCCUCAUAGAGCAGCCCCAACAGAGGUACGCCAACGACAUAGUCAAAGAGCAGCAGAAGAAGAUCGAGGAGUUGCAAAGGGAAUUGACCUUAUCCCAGUUGAAACUGCAGGCGGCAACCCGAUCAGAGACCAAAGCGCAGGUGUUGGCGCUCCAGAAGCACCUACAGGCGAAACAACAGCAACAAGCGUCGUUACAAAUCCAGCAAUUACAAGCGUUGCAAGCACGUCAAUCCCAAAUGAACGAGGAGCAACAAAGGCUGCAGCAACAGCAGCACGUCGCCUUCCAAAACCAGAAGAACCUGGCCAACGGUCUGGUGCUGAACGGAGUCGACGCCGCCAUGAUGUUGAACCAGCUAAUCCACGGCAAGGUCAAGUUCAACCAGAGGGCCAACUCCCUCCCCAACUUCUUCAACCCGAUUAUACCAACCUCGGUGAAACAGGAAACCGUCGAGGUGAAGCAGGAGAUUGAAUUGAAGGCUCCUCCGCCGCUGUACGAGGAGGUCAAUCGGAAGAACAACGUCAAGAGUCAGAUAGUGGACGACGUGCUGGAGAUACUUAUAAAGAACGGCGAGCUGCCUCCUAGCGCGGCUCAGGAACCGGUGACGCCCAACGGUGUAGACGCCAAGAUAGUCGAGCCUCCGGUGUAUAUAACCCAGAAUAUGGUGGACAAUAACAACCACGAGGAGGCUUUCGAUUUGAAUCCUAACGAUUUGAUCGAUUCCUUGGAUAACUUGGACGGGAUGGACCUGAGUCAGUUUGCCAUGGACUUGGAGCCUCAUGGAGGCGACAACAACAACAUCUGCAUGGACAACGAUACUGUUCCAAUGGACACGGAUGAGUGGUUGGAGUCUCUGCUGCCAAGCGAAGACAAGCAGGCUUUGGACAACCAACACAUGUGCGUGCAAGAGCCGGAUCUGAACGGAUACGACCCUCUUCUAGCCUUGUCCCACGACCCCUUCGAUCCCUUCAACCUGGACGAGUACAGGAACGCUUCAGACCUGACGUUGUCCUGGGACAAGAUAGACUAUACCGCGUGAUUCCAUGUAAAUAUUGACUGCGCGGAUUCUGUACUUACUCGGUGAUGUGGACUCUCUGUAGCCUACUCGGUGAAAAUUGGCAUUCCAGUGAGGCCGCCGCAACAGCCCCCAGAGGCUUUUAGGGACCAGGCGGCGUUCAAAAUAAAACAAAAAAGAAACGCAAAGGGCGCACAUCCGAAAAAUACUGACUAUAUUGUGUACAUAUUAAUUUUAAUCUUACCACUUAGGGAUAUAUCGUGUAACUAAUUAUUUAUUGUUAGGUAUCAUUCAGACAAUAUUUUUGUUAUCGGUUCUUCAGAGAGAUUUAUGGCCGGUCGACCUGUCUCGAUUGUUGUGAUGAUGAUGGUUAUUGAACUUGUUGUGGAUUUGAGCGUGCUAAGUUUGAGGGAUUUUUCAAAUGGGGGUUCGAUGAGACUGUAUCAGUUGUCAUGUAUGAUAAAGCGUAACGAGAUUUGAUCUUGUUAGUCUCGAGGCAAAUCUCGUUGUGUGGUGCCUCCUUUAAUCUUCCGUUUUACCUCUGGGUCCAAAUUUUUUUGGUGUUCAUACAUUUUCCCUAUAGUAGCAGUAUGGUUCAUCAUGAAUAUGAAAUUUUUACUUCAUUCAUACAAAAUCUUCGAAAACAUAUUGAAUUAAAUCAAAGAUUUUCAAUCCACAAAAAGGUUUUCAGUUACUUUUUUACUGAAUACUUAAUCUUCGAUUAAAGACUAAAAUACUCAAAAAUAGAGAUUCUUUUCUUCUCAAUCUGUAUAAAUAUCGACAGAUAUUGUAAUCAUAAAAACAGUGUGCCUUUUUUAAUUUUUGGGAAAAACGAAAUUUUUUUCUCAAUUUUGGGAAAAUGCAUGAUUCAAAUUCGUUAUUUUCAAAGAAUCCUGUGUUUUUUAUUGGGAUUCUCUCAAUUAACAACAUAAAGUGUUAUAAACAGAAUUAUUCGAAUUUGAAAUUGAUUAUAACAUGGAAUUUAUGUUGAAAGAAAUACUGUAUCAUCUGAUACUAAAUGUACUUAUGGAGAAAAAAAAUGUUAGAUUUCUAUUAAAUUUUUCAACUGAUAUUAAUUAGCAAAAUAUUGUGCCAAAUUAGGUUUGUUAAAUGAACCUAUUCACUUUUUUCAUCGAACCUCAUUAGGUGGAACAAUUGAAAGAUAUUUCGAGAGGUGAGACUUGAUCACAUGUGCAUUUAAUAAAAUGAAAAAUUCUUUUCGAUUUCCUUUGAAUGAAACAAUAAUAUAUUUCGAAGCAUUUUUCAUAAUAUCAGUUGGAUGCAAUUAUAAAUAAUGUAUUCCUGUGACUGGCUUUUAGAAUACCGCAUACUUUGUCAUUCAAAAAACGUAUUAUUCCUUAUCACUUAAGAUAAUAUAAACACUCUACAUUCGCAAAAAUAUCUUUGUAAGCUGCAUUAGAUCCAUAUAAAUAUAUUGCAAAUCUAGUCUAACCAUGUAUUCUGACUGUUUUUCUGUCAUAAGAAUGUUGUCUGAAUUAAGUUGACAUAUUUUGUUGUUUUUUGAUUAUUUUGAGUUUUAUUUAAAGUUGAGAAUUUAAUUUGAAGUUUGAUUAUACUGCUCAUGUUGAUGAUGCCAUUCCAAAACCUUAAACUAUAUACUUUUCGUCUUUUUAUUGUGAUUCAAUGAAUAUUUUGAUGAUUGGAUAUUAAUGAUAUUAUUUUACCUUUUUUUUUUCGAAUGAGGUUUGAGAAAUUAGGAUUAAACUAACGGUUUUACGAAGAGAUGUUAUGGCUUGAGUGAUUGGAAAUUCUAAAUUUUUAUAAAUUGUUUUCUAAGAGAAAUGCUGUGCUCCUCAAUUGCCUGAAUUUACGGUGAUCGAAAUGCCUUAAUAUGUCGAUACCCUCAAGAUAUGUACAUGCAGAAUUUUAUUUGAAUGUAUUUCAACUCGCAUUGUUUACUGUAUAUUCGAUAUGCUCUGCCAUGUUUUCUGAACAGUGUUGGGUUGAAUAUGCUUCAAUCAAUAAAUGAUUACAAAAAUA
Harmonia axyridis is the source of this 4981-nucleotide messenger RNA. It is a transcript of the gene Mrtf, whose product is annotated as myocardin-related transcription factor B. The record is from RefSeq and is a predicted model, not a curated record. The coding region runs from base 227 to 3004 and encodes 925 amino acids. NCBI's taxonomy places the organism in Eukaryota, Metazoa, Arthropoda, Insecta, Coleoptera, Coccinellidae. The transcript is spliced from 4 exons.